GGUCCUCUGUCGCUGAUGAAGGAGGGACCAAACUUCUGUUCAAGCUCGGAGAAGCGCAGAGGAAACUUCUCCUGCAGCUUGGCUUCUCACUCACUCCCUUAUUUUGGACUUUAUUCUGAUUUCUUUUACCUAGUUCGGAAUGUACGCUUGAUAACCAUAAACAUAAAUCAGCGCUCGAAAAGUUCUUCAGAUUUUCUGAUCUUUGGAAGGAGAAUGAGGAUGAUGAGACUGUCUAUCCUCCUCCUUUUGUUUGUGGGCGUUCCCACACAGAGCCUGAUUCCAGACGGCUCUCCUUGCACAAAACCGAUCGAAUGCCCAAUUGACUUGUACUUUGUCAUCGACACAUCUGAGACCAUAGCGUUGCAGGAGAACCCACCUGGCAGCUUGGUAGAGAGCAUCAAGAGUUUUACCACUGCCUUUGCUAGGAAACUAGAAGACGUUAAUCACAGAGGUUCGGUUCAGAUCAGCUGGUCUGUAGGAGGCCUUCACUUCUCCCAGAAGCAGGAGAUCAUCAGCGACGUCACCAAUAAAGAUGAAUUCAUCAGGAAGCUCCAACAGAUCUCAUACUUGGGCAUGGGAACUUAUAUUGACUGCGCCAUCACCAACAUGACCCAACAACUCCUCAGCUUUCCAUCCAAACCCAAUGCCACGCGCUUUGCGGUGGUCAUCACCGAUGGUCAUGUGACAGGAAACCUAUGUGGUGGGAUAAAAGUGGCGGCGGAACGAGCGCGGGAUGAGUUAAUUAAGAUCUUCGCUGUCGCAUCGUCCAGGAACCUGGAGGAGACAGGACUCAGGGAGAUUGCUAACUCUCCCGCUGGAGUUUUUCGUGAUAAAUACAUGGCGGUUGAUCUGACGGGAGUGCGGCCUGUAAUAGUGACAUCAACAAUUGACCGCAUUUAUGACACAAUGCUUCAUCUUGCUUAUCAAGAGUGCUACUCUGCAAAAUGUUUGGAGACUCCAGGACCUCCAGGUCCACCAGGAAACAGGGGACAGAAAGGAGCUAAAGGAGAUAACGGUGACCCUGGCCCUAAAGGUCAAACAGGACGCCCUGGAGAUCCAGGUAUUGAGGGACCCAUUGGACAUCCUGGACCUAAAGGAGAGCCUGGUAGCAAAGGAGAAAAGGGAGAAAUUGGAACACAAGGGAGAAAGGGUGUUGCAGGAAUAGCUGGCCGCAAUGGAACGGAUGGGCAGAAGGGAAAAAUCGGCAGGAUCGGUGCUCCUGGCUGCAAAGGUGACCCGGGUGACAAGGGUCCUGAUGGCUAUCCUGGAGAUGUUGGAGAACCUGGUUUUUCAGGGACUCUGGGAGAAAAGGGUGAUCCAGGUCGUCCAGGAAGACCAGGUCCACUCGGCCCAGCUGGAGAUCCUGGACCCAAAGGAGAGAGAGGAAGCCCUGGAUCUCCUGGAUUUCCUGGCCAGAAAGGAUCUCCUGGGGCAGCUGGAGGACUUGGACCUAAAGGCGACCCUGGAAGAAGAGGAGACUUUGGACCUAAAGGCAGCACUGGACCUAAUGGGCCAAAAGGAGACAAGGGUGAACCAGGUCCUGAGGGACCCAGGGGUCUUGCAGGGGAAGUUGGCAGCAAAGGAACCAAGGGUGACAACGGACUUCCAGGACCAAGAGGCCCACCAGGAGCUCCUGGAGAACCAGGCAGAAAUGGUUCCCAAGGUGAUCUAGGUGAUUCUGGCCCUAGAGGUGAUCCUGGUCCCCCAGGGCCCAAGGGUGAUUCUGGCAGACCUGGGUUCAGCUAUCCUGGACCAAGAGGACCUACGGGUGACAGAGGUGAUAAAGGUACACCUGGACCCAGAGGAAGUAGAGGAGACUGCGGACCAAAGGGUGACCCAGGUCUAAAGGGAACUUCAGGAGAGCCGGGAGAGCCCGGACCCCCAGGAGAGCCUGGACGAAGGGGGCCUAGAGGAGAAGGAGGAAGAGAUGGUGAUCCUGGACCAGAGGGAGACCCUGGCCUUACUGAAUGUGAUGUCAUGAACUACAUCAGAGAGACCUGUGGAUGCUGUGAUUGUGAAAAGAGAUGCGGUGCCCUGGAUAUUGUGUUUGUGAUUGACAGCUCUGAGAGUGUAGGGUUGACCAACUUCACCCUGGAGAAGAACUUCGUGAUAAAUACCAUGAACAGACUGGGCUCAAUGGCAAAAGAUCCCAGUUCUGAAACAGGAACUCGAGUCGGCGUUGUCCAGUACAGUCACAACGGAACAUUCCAGGCAAUUCGGCUCAACGACUCCAAGAUCGACUCUAUGUCCGCCUUCAAAGAUGCUGUGAAGAAGCUCGAGUGGAUCGCUGGAGGAACGUGGACACCUUCUGCCCUGAAGUUUGCCUACGAUAACCUGAUUCGUGACAGCCGUCGUGCGAAGGCUAACGUCACAGUGGUUGUGAUCACAGACGGCCGGUAUGACCCCCGUGAUGACGACAAACUGCUCAAUUACCUCUGCAUAGACACCAGCAUUGACGUGAAUGCCAUCGGUGUUGGUGACAUGUUCGACCAGCCAGAAGAGAAUGAAAGCCUGAAGUCCAUUGCUUGCAGAAAAGAUGGAAGGGUCAUGGGCAUGAAGCGUUUCGCCGACCUGGUUGCAGAGGAAUUCAUCGAUAAGAUUGAGACCGUACUCUGCCCAGAUCCAGUGAUCGUUUGCCCAGAUCUUCCAUGUAAAAGUGAGCCAGCCGUAGCCAACUGCAUCCAGAGGCCUGUUGAUCUCAUCUUUAUGCUGGAUGGCUCGGAGCGCAUGGGUCAGGAGAAUUUCCGCUAUGCACGCGAGUUCGUGGAGAAUGUCGCUAACCGUCUGACCCUAGCCCGGAAAGAUGACGAUGAACGUAAUGCCAGGGUGGCUCUUCUGCAGUAUGGCGAUGAAAACCAACACCAACUGGCUUUCAAAUUUACCAACAACUUCACCGUCAUCUCUGAUGGCCUGGCCAGCAUGAGGUACCUGGAUUCUACUUCCAGUGUGGGAAGUGGUAUUGUCUACGCCAUCAACAACAUUGUCAAUGCCGGAGGCAAACAAUCGGCCAGACGAAAUGCCGAGCUAUCGUUCGUCUUCAUCACUGACGGGGUCACCAGCAACAAGAACCUGGACGAAGGCAUUAGCGCGAUGCGCAGGGUAGAGGGCAUUCCCACAGUGAUUGCCAUGGGCAGCGACAUCGACAAGGAAAUCCUGGUGAAGCUUUCGCUAGGAGACCAGACGGCCAUUUUCAGGGGUCAGGAUUUUGCCCAUUUAAACAAAGCCAGCUUCUUUGAGCGAUUUGUUCGGUGGAUCUGUUGAGGGGUAGGGUGGGUUUUUAGUAAAGAGGGGGAUUGGAGUGUCAUAGGGUUCAGCAUUAUGGUUAGAGUAGAACGGAUGCAUUGUAUCUACACUAAAUCUAUGCAAUUCAAGCACUUAUAUUGUGGCAAAAGAGGUAAAAAUGGUUUGUUACGCAUAUCAUAACUGAAAUGACAACUUGGGAAGAUCUUAGAAAGAAUGCAACUCGAUCAUUAGCCUGAACUCAAUGAUGCACCAUUGGAAAUGGGUUGUGGGUACAGGAAGACACUGCAGUAAAACCAAGAAGUCAAGUUACUAGUAACACUCCAAAGAAUAUGUACUGAAUGUGUAUUUUGACAAAGUUGCAAUUGUAGUUUUUAUUUCUGUAUUUUUAUGCUAAAUGGCCUCUAACUGAAUUUUUGUUUUAUAUAUUCCUCUACACAAGGUGCUAAACCAGAGUAAGACUGGAGUUUUUCCUGCAUAUCAUUAUCAGAUGCACAUUGGUAAAGAAGUGCACUAAUUCAGGGGUACAAGAAUUCGACAAAUACACUUGCCACAUUCAUUCUGUGUCACUUAGGAUACCUUUAUAUCUAAAAACAUUGUUUAAGACAUUUACUUAAAAAGGGCCUGCAGUAGCUAAAAUGAAUCUAUUCAACCUUCCACAGCACAUGCAAUCUUGAUCCAACACAUGCUUAGGAGUCCAGUGUUUCAGAUUAAACAUUUACUUAUAGUGAAAUAUAGGUUUCUUCACCAACAUUUUAAUGUAAAGAAUAAUUAUGAAACUAUUAUUAGCACCUCAAAUAGUCAUUUAAAUCGAAGAAGCAAAAAGGAACAUUUGAAUAUUUGACAUGCUGUUGGACACUUGAAUGAUUAUUUCCAUUGUUGCUGUCAAACAUAAAUUUUAGUACAAUAAAUCAAGCUGUGGUAUCACAA
Ctenopharyngodon idella (grass carp) is the source of this 4170-nucleotide messenger RNA. It is a transcript of the gene col6a2, whose product is annotated as collagen, type VI, alpha 2. NCBI's taxonomy places the organism in Eukaryota, Metazoa, Chordata, Actinopteri, Cypriniformes, Xenocyprididae. The record is from RefSeq and is a predicted model, not a curated record.